This is a messenger RNA of Mustela erminea (ermine), 2896 nucleotides long. It is a transcript of the gene HHLA2, whose product is annotated as HERV-H LTR-associating 2. Lineage: Eukaryota; Metazoa; Chordata; Mammalia; Carnivora; Mustelidae. The record is from RefSeq and is a predicted model, not a curated record. The coding region runs from base 661 to 1863 and encodes 400 amino acids. The transcript has 12 exons. Gene Ontology annotation, cellular component: external side of plasma membrane. Gene Ontology annotation, biological process: cell surface receptor signaling pathway; immune response; cellular response to lipopolysaccharide.
GUGGCGCUCCUCCUCCAAGUGGGGCCGCGCCUCCAGGCAGAGGAGGGGCGGAAGGCGUGUCUGUGGCGCGCUCCCGGGGGUUGUUAGCUGGUUUGGGGCGGGCUCGGCCUGGUGGUUACCCGCCGCUUGUGAGCUGGUAUCCGAGUUUGCAGGUAGCGCUGAAAAAUGUAAGGGGACAGCUCUAAGUGUGGCUAAAGAGAGGUACUACUGUACUCUGCAGCUAUUAGGAAAACAAGAAAGGUGACAUAACUGACCACAGCUUUGCAGUCCUCAAAACAUGUUUGUGUGUCAAACAGUUUUCCAAAAUGCAGCAUAAAAUAUGAGUACGAGGAUUGGCCUCACUGCUAAGGAGUCUGCUUCAAGACCCAGGAGAACUCAUGUUUAUGGUUUGAGAAGUGCUGAUUUGUUUAGCAGUGCCCUCAUGAUAUCUAUUAUUACUCCUGAAUGCGGCAACUUCUGGAACUUGGAAUACUUCCCACAGCAAAGGAGGGAAAGCAGAGACUGAACAGCAGUGAGGAAGAAGAAAAGAAAAAAAAAAAAAACCAGGAGAAUGAGUUGGCUAGAAACAAGAGAAGGAUCUUCCAUCAGAGAGAUGAGGGAGGGCCCAUUAUGUUGAAUGCUGCUGUGAGACUGGUAUAACUAGUAUGACUUCCACAAGACAUGAAGGUACAGGCAGUGCUGUCUAUCAUCCUCAUUCUUGUACCAUCUCUAAGCGGAUUUCACGAUACAUUCCUUUUAGCUUCCCCUUAUCUUAUAACUGCUGAUGAAGAGAAAAUAGUCAUUGGGAGACUUGGUGAAGAUAUAAUUCUCCCUUGCUCAUUUGAAAGUGAGCCUGAAGUUGUAAUUCACUGGAAAAAUCAAGAUAACAAUGUUCACUCAUACUACAAAGGCAGUGACCAUUUGGAAGCGCAAGAUCACAGAUACACGAACAGGACAUCCCUCUUCCAUGGAGAAAUGCACAAAGGGAAUGCCUCUUUAUCUUUAAGAAGAUUAAGCCUUCUGGAUGAAGGAAUUUAUUUAUGCUAUGUGGGAACAACAUCUAGAACAUUCAUAAAUAAAGUGGUACUAAAGGUGGGAGCUUUCGUCACACCUGUGAUGAAAUAUGAAAAGAGGAACACAGAGAGCUUCUUAAUAUGCUGUGUGUCAAGUUAUCCUCAUCCACACAUCUCCUGGAAAACAGAGAACACAACCAUCUCUGAAAGCAAAAAGGGAGAAAUUGAAACUUUGGAUCCUCUUCAUGUUGACAGUAUGAUAAAUAUUACGGGAUCAAAUUUAUCUUAUGAAUGUGGUAUUGAAAACUCAUUACUGAACCAAACAUGGACAGGGAGAUGGACAAUGAAAGAUGACCUUCAUAAAAAGCAAAGUGAAGAUUUUUCACUUUCAUGUGAACUUAAAAACAGUAUUUUUUUACUGGAUCAAGACUUCAUAGUCACUUGGUCCAAAGUGGAAAGAGAGACCUCCUCUAUACUGGCUUACUUUCUGAGCUCCUCACAAAAUACAACCAUCUAUGAACCCCGAGUCUCCUGGAACAAAGAGCGAAUAAACCAGAGUGACUUUUUCUUGACUCUGAAGGAUCUUAGAGUUUCAGACAGUGGGGAAUACUUAUGCAAUAUUUCUUCAAGCAAAUACGCUUUACUUACCACCCAAAUACUGCAUGUAGUAGAACAGAGUCAAAGCAGAACCUGGAUAAUUACUCUGUCUUUGGUGAUUUUUGUUUUGCUGGCAAUUUGCAUAUUCUGUAUGUUUAAAAGAAACAACUGUUCCAGGAGAGAAAGGUCUUCUGUCUAUACUGAGAGGGCCAACACUGCUGAUGCAGAAGAAAGCAAGGCUUUUACAGAACACCCAGCCAGCAGUGGAAAGUAAGACAGAACUGUAUCAACCCAUGAUGAGACCCUUCAUAUCCAGUGACUUCGCUUCCCCCUUUCUCACUGCAAUUCCAGCGGUGGCUUGUCAUGGCCUAAUAAUUCUACCUUUGGCAAGACUUGCAACCAUUGAGUUUCCCACUACCAUAUUUCCUGUUCACGUCCCAACUAUUACUCACUGACUCCAUACCUACAUCAAGAUUAUGAAUGCCUGGCUGCCAGUUCCAACUAGAAAAGAACUGUUUUCAUUCAGUGGCACUCCUGCUGCAGUCAGUCCAGGAGGCCACACUGAGGUUCCCACCAAGAUCUUGGAAGAAAUGUAUCACUAAGUACUGAUUCAAAAUCUGAUCAGCUAAUGAUGGGUGAGAGAGCACACGGAAGCAGAAAUCACCUUAGUGAAAAGGCAAAAAAUCAGCGCACUUGAUAUGCUAAGGUAUUGUACUCAUUUUACAUGAAUCGUUAAUAUCAGCUUAACCAACUAGAUUUAAUAUGGUGAGUCUUAGGGACCCCAAAGUUUAAAAAUGUCAGUAUCUCCAAGAUUGCCUACAGCAAAGGGCCCUAUCAAUUCAAAAACUGACAUCUUGUGGGGGGUGGACUAUGCCUUCCAACACCAGGUUUACAUAGAUGAGUGACAUUAGCUAUGAAGAUAAUUUGACUCACUCUUCUGACUCAGUUGUCAUGUUGUUAAUCAGCUUUAUGAUAAAUUUAGAUUUCCACAUAAAUUUUUACACACAGGGAGAAUGGAUAACCCAGCUGACUUGAUGAUCUCUUCCCUUUAUUUUAAUCAAUUUAUAAGAAUGAAAAAGUCUUACCAGCAUUUUAGUGACUUAAGUUUUGAACCUAUAGUUUAUAGAAGGAAACCAACCCUGAAUUGUGCAUAAUGCUACCUGGCCUGGUUUUCUCUAAGUACUGACAUCACUAUAAAGAAAAACUUUAACUGUGAGGAGAAAAGGGUCACAACUGCUAUAUUCUUCUUACAAAAUGGAAAGAAUAAAGUCAACAAAUUGAGGAUGGCAGACAAGAAUGAACCUGGG